UAGUGUCAUUUCACGACUGAAUGAAUACACCAUGCCUCCCACAUCACAUCAAUCACAAGAUGGAGCAGACGAUGAAGACGAAUACAUCCUCCCCCUAGAAGACCAGCGCGUCUUCGGCGCCGGUAUCCGGCGCAAGCGUGUCCCGUUCGUACGUUCCUCUGAACAUGAACUUUCUACUACCACCACCACUACUAGGACCUCUGAGGGGGUUCCGACGUCAAGUGGACAGAGUAUAGCGGAUCGGUAUUUGUCGAUUGUGUUGGACAAGGGACAGUCACCACAAUCACAAUCACACUCCGGGACGCCCUCUCCGCAGCCACGCUCUCAGUCGCAACCUAUACCAACAGCAACAUCAACAUCUAGCUCUACGACCUCCUCAGCUCCCUCCCCAUCUCCAAACACCGAACCACAACAACAACCCUCACCAGACAAACCCACCACGGACAUCGACAUCUGCCCCAUCUGCAACCUCCCCACCACCACACCCUCCUCCUCAUCCAACCCACACACCCACCCCCACGAAGCCACCCUCCCACACCAACUCAGUCUCCCGCACUCUCACCCCCCCUCGCACCUCGACCGCACACGUCCCGGCCUGCGCUACCUCGCCGCCUACGGCUGGGAUCCCGAUAAACGGAUUGGUCUCGGUGCUCCAGGACGCGAGGGGAUCCGAGAGCCGGUGAAGGGGAAGCUGAAAGAGGAUACGGUGGGGUUGGGGGCUGUGGUGCCGGAGAUUAAAGACAAGCAUAAGGGGAAAGGGAGGGUGGAGAAGUUGAAUGCGAAGGAGGUGAGGAAGAAGCAGAUGGAGGAGAGGAGGAAGGGGGAGAGGAUGAGGGAGAUGUUUUUUAGGAGUGAGGAGGUGUUGAGGUUUUUUGGGGAGGGGGCGUAGAUUUUAUGGAUGGGUUGGUGUGGUGUGGUUAGGGAGGGUGGUUGGUGAUAUGGCUAAGGUUAGGGGCUAUUAUGCGAUGGUACAUGUUACUACAUACACAAAGAUACCAGAUUAGUGUUGGCAGUGUCGGACUGGGUAUCACAGUCGUGGAUGCAGCAUGCUGGUUGAUUGUAGGUUCACCCGGGGAUGGGUCACCGGAAGAAGUGAUGCCGCUUCUUCUCCUUCUUCUCCUUGUCCUUCUCCUUCUCCUUCUUUUCCUUCUUCUUCUCUUCCUUGGUCGGCGC
This is a messenger RNA of Aspergillus ibericus CBS 121593, 1173 nucleotides long. RefSeq names its product putative G-patch domain protein. The transcript has a single exon. Lineage: Eukaryota; Fungi; Ascomycota; Eurotiomycetes; Eurotiales; Aspergillaceae. Gene Ontology annotation, molecular function: nucleic acid binding. The record is from RefSeq and is a predicted model, not a curated record. The coding region runs from base 32 to 889 and encodes 285 amino acids.